This is a messenger RNA of Drosophila serrata, 2225 nucleotides long. It is a transcript of the gene adp, whose product is annotated as WD and tetratricopeptide repeats 1. Gene Ontology annotation, molecular function: protein binding. Gene Ontology annotation, biological process: negative regulation of fatty acid biosynthetic process. Lineage: Eukaryota; Metazoa; Arthropoda; Insecta; Diptera; Drosophilidae. The record is from RefSeq and is a predicted model, not a curated record. Gene Ontology annotation, cellular component: cytoplasm; Cul4-RING E3 ubiquitin ligase complex.
GUUGGUUUGUGCGGGGGGGGCCGUGCGAAUACAAAAUGAAUUAGGGGAUAGCGAGAGGAAAACAAACAAAAACAAGUGUCAUAAUCCUUUCCCAGAAUAAUAAUGUCGAGCGAUGAACUGUAUCGCGUAAAGUUCUCUAGUUCGCGCAAUCAACGCCAGCAGACGCCCUUGAACACCUCCGCGCUGCACUGGCAGCGGCAGCAGUAUGGUUACGAGCUGGACGAGCUGCUUCGCCGGCGUCUCCUGGCCUCACCCGCCUACGUGGACAGGCUGGAACAGGAGGCGGUACUCGCUGGCCACGAGGGAUGCGUCAACUGCCUGGAAUGGACGACGGACGGGCUCUGGCUGGCCUCCGGUUCCGAUGACUUCCGUGUGAUGAUUUGGGAUCCGUUCCGGAAGAAGCGCGUUCAUGUGAUUAGCACCAAGCAUCUGGGCAAUAUGUUCUCGGUGAAGUUCCUGCCAAAGCACAACAACAACAUCGUGGCGACGUGUGCGGCAGACAAGUUCAUCUACGUGUACGACAUCAAUCACUCCAACGAAACUCUCUUCUCCUGCAACUGUCACCUGAUGCGGGCCAAGCGCCUGGCCAUCGCCCAGGAUUCGCCCUACAUUUUCUGGUCGGCGGGCGAGGAUGGGUGUAUACUGCAGCUGGAUAUGCGGGAGCCCCACCACUGUCGUCCAGAGGAGGGCAACGGCGUAAGACUUCUUCGGCUGUACAAUCAGGUGGACGGCACCACGGAGGCCAAGUGCCUGGCCAUAAAUCCCAUGCGGACGGAAUACUUGGCCGUGGGCGCCAAUGAUCCUUAUGCUCGUGUCUACGAUCGGCGCAAGCUGCCCUCCAGCAACGGAAAUGAUCUCUCGGCUUGUGUGGCCUACUACGCUCCCGGGCAGAUCGUGAAGAACAUCACCCGGAACAUUGUCCACGAGUCCCGGGCCAUUACUUAUCUCACCUUCAACGGCAACGGCACUGAGCUUCUGGUCAACAUGGGCUGCGAGCACAUUUACCGCUAUGAUUUGAACAGUGCUGCUCCUCCGGUAUUUUACGAACUACCUGUCUUUACAUCGCCCGUCGCACACGACGAGGAGGUGGAGGUGGAGCAGGUGAAGGCGCCCCACAGGAGCCGCAGUCUGCCGUCCAGCAUAGAGGUUCACAAGAAGCAGGGCAAUGAGUUUCUGGAGAACGGCAAGCUAGUGGCUGCCAUCGAUGCUUACUCAGCGGCCUUGGCAAUGUACCCUCAGGGAGAGGUUUUGUAUCUGAAUCGAGCUACGGCUCUGAUGCGUCGCGGCUGGUUUGGGGAUAUAUAUGCAGCUCUGAGGGAUUGCCACGAGGCCCUGCGCCUGGAUCCUGGCUAUGUAAAGGCCCACUUUCGUCUGGCAAGGGCUCUGCUAGAGUUGCAUCGUCCCCAUGAUGCUGAUAAAUGCCUACAGGCAUUCAUUCAGCGGUUCCCCUCCUUCGCCAACAAUCACGGCGUGCUGAUGCUGAAUAAGGACAUUAAGGAGAACCGCCGGCAGUCACAGAAUACUGAGCCCCCGGAACCAGAGCCCGUGGCCAUGGAUGAUGGCUUCCGCUACAUGCGUCUCUCAGAUGCUGAAUACGAACUCCGCUCAACGGCCAGGGACUAUAUGCAGCGGUAUGUCGGUCAUUGUAAUAUCACAACGGAUAUCAAGGAGGCCAACUACCUGGGUAGCCAGGGUGAGUUCAUCGCCGCAGGCUCAGAUGAUGGCAACUUCUACAUUUGGGAGGGCGGUACUGGAAAAAUUCGGGCCGUUUACCGAGCGGACAGUGCCAUUGUCAAUUGCGUGCAGCCACAUCCGAGCAUCUGCAUGGUGGCUACCAGUGGCAUCGAUCACGACAUCAAGAUCUGGUCCCCGUGCGCCGCCAGUGCCGAAGAGCGGCCCAAUCUGGUGGCGGAUGUCACGCGAUAUGUGGAGGAUAAUCAGCAGAAGAUGCGCACCGAUCCAUUCGAACUGAAUACCCGCAACACGUACUGUUUCAACAACUAGGAACUGUAGCGUAAUGUGCGAACGUAGAUUAUGAGUCUAUUUCGACGGCGAUCGAUACAUCUGGCAAUAUAUCAAAUAUUAGUGUAAUUUACUUUGUAAGCGAACAUAUUUUUGUUAAUUUGUAAUCGUAACUACUGUGUAAACAGAAGGGUUCGAUGAUAUUUGGAUGAGUAUGUUAUGAAGUACCAUAGAAAUAAAUGCGGAGAAUCCCAUUGACAACA